This is a messenger RNA of Exophiala spinifera, 768 nucleotides long. RefSeq lists its product as uncharacterized. Lineage: Eukaryota; Fungi; Ascomycota; Eurotiomycetes; Chaetothyriales; Herpotrichiellaceae. The record is from RefSeq and is a predicted model, not a curated record. Bases 1 to 768 code for a protein of 255 amino acids. The transcript has a single exon.
AUGGCGGGCCUCAAUCCUCUUCCACCGUCGCACGUCCACAGCACCGUCCGCCUCACGCACGCCCAAGCACACACCUACCUCUCUUCGUUCCUCGAGCAGACGGAAAUCGACGCAGCGUACCGUCCGGACUCGACACUCACCGAACGUGGACCUCAGGCCGUCAGCACCGGCUCCAACCCGAACCUCACCCUCCACCACCUCAAGCGCAUCUUGCAAGGCAUAGAAGGAAAACAAAUCAUUUCCACUCUCGACCUUGAUCAUGCUGACGCUGACGCCGUGGGGGCCACCACCACCAACACCUCAUCCCCAACCACCAAACGUACCAGGGAGGCCGCCGAUGCAGACGCUGACGGGGACCAAUCUAAAGGUGCAAAACGCCGUCAGUACCUUUACGAGUCCCACGAAGGCCGCACAGGUCCGGCAGACGAUGAAGGUGACGAACCAGCGGUGACGACCACCGAGGACCUGGAUGGCUGGCAGGAUGCAGAGGAAUAUGCCCUCGCUCAGACGGAGGGCAAUCUCGAUCUGACAAACGAAGAUCGGCAUCCUGGCGCGGACCUGCCUGAGCCCGCCAACCCAGAGGAAGAAGCAGAACUUUUAAAUGUCGAGGUUGAAGACGAUGCUGGUUCCGACGCAAACACAAAAUCACAAAAGCCAGCCGUGAGUAAAAAGGACAAGGACGAGAGAAGAAAGUUGAAAAAGCAGCGCAGAAAGCAAGAGAAGACAAAGACUGCAGAAGUCAAGAGAAGACAAGCCGCAAAAGACUAG